This is a messenger RNA of Aphis gossypii (cotton aphid), 2436 nucleotides long. RefSeq lists its product as uncharacterized. Gene Ontology annotation, molecular function: aspartic-type endopeptidase activity. The record is from RefSeq and is a predicted model, not a curated record. Gene Ontology annotation, biological process: proteolysis. Lineage: Eukaryota; Metazoa; Arthropoda; Insecta; Hemiptera; Aphididae. The transcript is spliced from 2 exons. Bases 1 to 2436 code for a protein of 811 amino acids.
AUGUCGACCAGCACUAACGUCACGUCCGUGCCUACCACCGCCGUCGCCUCGACGUCCAACACCACGUCGCUCAUCGACACGAUGCCGUCGACCAUCAUGACGACAGACGCGAGCUCCGAGAUCUCCUCCGUCACCCACGUCAGGCUUCCGGGUUUCUGGCAACACUCGCCGAUGCAAUGGUUCACGCACGCAGAUGCUAUGUUCGCCAAUAAGCGAAUCCGUUCGGACCUUACGCGCGUGAACCACGUGCUCGAGGCCUUGGACGAGGACGGCGUGCGAACCGUCUCAGACCUGCUAGGUGCCGACGCGUCGUACGACACGGUCCGUCAGCGGCUCGUAACGGCCUACAGUUUGCCACAAGCCACGCAGUUGCAGCGCAUCGUUCAACCGGGCGGCAUGGGAGAUCGCACCCCAUCGCGACUCCUGCGGGACAUGCGGGAAGUCUAUCCCGACGGAAUGUCUGAGACGUCGCUAGUCGCAUUCUGGAUGAGCAAGCUCCCGCCACCCAUCCGCACCGUCGUUGCCGUGCUCUCGGGCUCCGGAGACUACCUGGCGGAACGCGCCGACCGCGUGUGGGAAGCUUACCAAACGGCAGAACUUUCAGCCGUCGACGCCGACCGUCGCGAAUCGAACGCAACGCCUCCCCGACCCAGCCCAGCUAACGCGUCAGAAGACACGCGUUACAGCUCGAUGGAGAACGCCAUCCACGCGUUGACGGCCCAGGCUGGUGCUACUACCACGACCGAUACGGCGCAGACGCGCGAAAAUGUCGCGAUCCGUGCACUUUCGCACCCGCGACGCGGAAAAAUCCGUGAGGCGGCGGUGCUGCAGCAACACCUCGCCGCACCACAGCAAUACCGACUCUUCGUCUCUGACACCCGCACCGGACGUCGAUUUUUAAUCGACUCCGGCGCGGAAAUUUCGGUAUUGCCGCGACCCCCCGACUACACCCGAAACACUCAUAAAAAUUCGAGCAACGAAAUAAGACUCAUCGCCGCAAACGGCUCACAAAUCAAAACCUACGGGCCGAAGCAACUACAUCUCGACCUCGGUUUCAAACGACUAUUUUCCUGGACCUUCGAAGUGGCCGACGUUUCACGACCGAUAAUCGGAGCCGAUUUCCUACACUACUACGGACUCCUCGUCGAUAUACGUCGAAAUCGCCUCGUCGACCUCACGGUGAACAGUUCAGUGAAAAUCACGCCCACGACCGAAUCGUCUCAGACCGCGAUAUGCGCCAUCGCCAGGCCAUCGAAGUGGACCUCUUUACUUCUCGACUACCCCGAGGUUACACGCGAAUCGCCCGUGCCGAAAGAAUUUUUACACGGUGUGGUACACGAACUGCAUACCACCGGGCCAGCUCUUUUCGCCCGACCGCGCCGACUUCCGCCCGACCGACUACGAGUUGCACGUCAAGAAUUCGACUUCAUGCUGCAGAAAGGCAUCUGCAGACCGUCAUCGAGUUCAUGGGCCAGCCCGCUUCUUUUGGUACCCAAGAAGGAUGGUACGUUCCGACCUUGUGGCGACUACCGUCGACUCAACGCAGUAACGGUCGCCGAUCGAUAUCCAUUGCCACAUCUACACGAUUUCACAGCCAACCUCGCCGGUAAGACCGUUUUUUCAAAGCUCGAUCUGGUACGCGCGUAUCACCAGGUUCCUAUCGCCCCCGACGAUGUUCACAAGACCGCGGUCACUACACCGUUCGGUUUGUUCGAAUUCCCCGUCAUGUGUUUCGGACUUCGCAACGCUGCGCAGACUUUUCAACGCGUUAUCAACAAUAUACUACGCGGACUGGAUUUCGUUUUCGCGUAUAUCGACGACGUGUUAAUCGCCUCACGCGACGAGGCCGAACAUAUCAAACACGUUCGUACCGUUCUCGAACUUUUUCAGAAGUACGGUAUCGCAAUUAGCCCGGCGAAGUGCGUUUUCGCGACCGAUUCCUUGCAGUUUCUCGGACACGUUAUCGACAAGGACGCGUGCCGACCGAACGCCGAACGCGUCACCGCGAUUCACGAAUGGACCCAGCCGAACACCAAAAAAGAACUUCAGCGAUUCUUGGGUUCAAUUAAUUUUUAUCGCCGAUUUAUUCCGAACGCCGCCGAGAUGCAAGCACCUCUUUAUGACCUCGCGUCGCAAGUCAAAAAGCGCGAUGGACCGUUACAAUGGACAGACGACACGUCAGCUGUUUUCGCCGCCUGCCGUCAAGCACUCGCCGACACCGCAAGACUCGCACAUCUCGAUCAGAACGCCCCCCUACGCCUCAACACCGACGCGUCUAACUUGGCAGUGGGCGCCGUGCUCGAACAACACGUCAACGACCAGUGGCAGCCCCUCGGAUUCUUUUCAAAAAACUCUCGCCCGCCGAGCAAAAGUACAGCACGUACGACCGAGAGCUGCUCGCCGCCUUUUUGGGAACACGCCAUUUUGUACACAUGA